AUGCUCGCAUACGACCUCAUCAAACAAUACAAGGGCAACCAAACCGGCGAGAUCCCCGGUAUUCUACCCGGCCCGCCAACCGAGCACAAGGGCGACUACUACUGGUGGGAAGGAGGCGCCAUGAUGGGCACAUACAUCGACUACUGGAAGCUGACGGGCGACUCGGCCUACAAUGACCUCGUCAUGGAGGGCAUGCUUCACCAGACCGGCCCCAAUGCCGAUUACAUGCCGCCAAACCAUACCGCAUCGCUGGGUAACGACGACCAGGGCUUCUGGGGUAUGUCCGCCAUGUUGGCCGCAGAAAACAAAUUCCCGAACCCGCCCGAAGAAAAGCCUCAGUGGCUGGCACUGGCGCAGGCCGUGUGGACGACGCAGGCGAGCCCUGACCGCCACGACGAUACCUGCGGUGGAGGUUUGAGAUGGCAGGUGCCGUUCUCCAAUGCUGGAUACAACUACAAGAACACCAUCGCAAACGGAUGUUUCUUCAACAUUGGCGCCCGCCUCGCCAGAUACACCAACAACGACACGUACGCGCAGCACGCCGAGAAGACCUGGGACUGGCUCUGGGCCGUCAACUACAUUGACCACGAGUCCUGGAACGUUUACGACGGUGGCCACGUCGAGCACAACUGCACCGACGUCAACAAGCAGCAAUUCUCCUACAACGCGGCUAUUCUCACGCAGGGCGCCGCUUUCAUGUACAACUACACCAACGGUUCCGACGUCUGGAAAGGCCGCAUCGAAAAGAUGACAGAAUCCCUCUUCCUCAACUUCUUCCCCAACAACACCGCCUACGAGCUGGCCUGCGAGGGCCGCAAGGGCCAGUGCACCGCCGACAUGUUGUCCUUCAAGGGCUACGUCCACCGCUGGAUGUCCGUCGUCACGCAGGUCGCCCCCUUCAUGAAGGACAAGAUCCUCCCCGUCCUCAAGGAGUCGACGCAGCACGCCGUCAACCAGUGCACGGGCGGCGCCGAGGGCCGCACUUGCGGCUUCUACUGGAAUGAGCAAGUCUAUGUCGAUCCGGCCGUCGACAAGACCUCUGGUGCUGGCGAGGUCAUGAAUGUUUUGGCCGCGGUGUCGAGUCUGCUUAUCGAGGAUGCCGCGCCGCCUGUUACGAAUAUGACGGGUGGUAUCUCGGCGGGUGAUCCUGAUGCUGGAAGCAAGAGUAAGGACAAUAUUGAGCCGGAGCCCAUCACGACGGCGGACAAGGCCGGUGCGGGUAUCUUGACUUUCAUCGUCCUUGCUGGCGGUCUGGGUACGUGGGGAUGGAUGAGUCUGGGUGACUGA
Molecule: messenger RNA, 1287 nt
Organism: Colletotrichum fioriniae
Lineage: Eukaryota; Fungi; Ascomycota; Sordariomycetes; Glomerellales; Glomerellaceae
Biological process (GO): fungal-type cell wall biogenesis; carbohydrate catabolic process
Molecular function (GO): mannan endo-1,6-alpha-mannosidase activity
Source: RefSeq, a predicted model, not a curated record